Molecule: messenger RNA, 1473 nt
Organism: Cokeromyces recurvatus
Lineage: Eukaryota; Fungi; Mucoromycota; Mucoromycetes; Mucorales; Mucoraceae
Product: RTC4-like domain-containing protein
Exons: 2
Coding region: 67-1281 (404 amino acids)
Source: RefSeq, a predicted model, not a curated record
GCAAAUGACUUUAUUUGUACUCUCUCUCUCUUUUUUUUUUCUUCUUCUUCUUUUCAUUUCUUUUGAAUGCAUAAAAAUACAUAUACUUUUAGUCGCUAUAGUAUAAAGAAUAAAUAUGAAGAACCAGUAGAUUCAAACAGAGAAACAUCACUCUUACCACCACCAAGAUCCAAUACUGUUUACAUUCCUUCUAAUCCUCAUCGAUUAAAACGAGAUACGAUUAACAACAAAAGAAAACAUGAUGAUGACGACGACGAUAAUGACUUUCAAAAAGAUAGCCUAAUACGUUUUUCUAAACAUUCUAAUGACAUCCUUGUCCCCAGAUAUAAACGUAUUAAUUUUAAGGAAACCCGAAAAGAUUCCAUCAUUUCUGAAGAUACCCUCAACUUACCUGAAAAGAGAAGACGCACCGCCACCCGAUAUACAGAAACAGAAUCAACCCUCUUGGACAACUUCAAAAGGGCUCAAAGGGUACAGAGAGAGGAAGAAGAAAAGCCGCAAUGCCCCUAUUGCAGUGAAUUCUUGUUCCCAAUGACAGACGCAAUCGAACAUGCCCUCAAGGUGAUCAAGACAAAGGAUAAGGCCUAUGAGGAACGUCAUCAUGUGACAACUUCUUUUAAGGGCCAUGCUACCACCCUACGUCCAGUAUCAAGUAUGGAGAAGGAUGCAUUUUGUCGACUUCAUAAACUUGAAUUGGUCAUCAAACCUCAAGGGGCCAAAGAACAGUAUCCAUGUACCAUUCGCUUUCAUGAACUACCAGAGCGUAUUGUUAAAUACGAUAAAGAACUUCGUCAGAUCAUUAAAAAUAAAAUACCUAGUCAUUAUCGUCAAAUCGCUGAGGGGGCCUAUUUGAAAUUGGGAGAAAACAAAGCGCGUGGUACGAUGGGUAUGAUGCAUCACUUUGAGGCCAGUUUGCCCGGAUAUUAUGGUCCUCGUGGGGCUUCUGUCAUUCUAGAGACGCUCUCUAAAAUGUAUUUAGAGGAUUCAGAUGUGCUAAAGACACAGUUAAAGUCUCCGCAAUUACCGAUGGAGUUCUUACAACAAGUAUUAGUACCCGAAGUCGGUGUGCGGCUAAUACGGGAUGAUCUAUUUAAAAAGUAUGGUGUAAAACCAGAAAUGACAAGGAGAGCACAAGAAAUCAUAGAAGAAAGUCGAGAAUAUGGAAAUGCCAUGUUCCCAGUUGAAAAUCAAGAUAUUCAAGAUAAUAAUAAAAAGGCAAUUAACAGUGAUUCAUCAAUCACAAUUAACUUGAGUAAUAAUAAUGAAGAAGAAGAAGAAUAAUUUAUUUCUUUUCUUUUUUCUGUAUGCAUAUAAUAUUGCUGAAUAAAUACACAAAUAGUUAAUUUUUAUUUAUAUUUGACCAACAAAUCUAAUGAUGUUCAACAUUCUUGUGAUGUUCUAUUUAAAAAUCGUUAGUUCACAUAAAGACAUUUUUUUUUUUAAAAAAGAAAAAAAAAAACUUACUCAAGUGGA